CUUGGCGUCGGUUCGACUCGAUCGAACAAGAGAAAGACGGCUGCUGCCACGUGCCCGAGCGUCCUCGCACACGGACUCGAGCCGCCAAACGUUCCCACGUCGCGACCUUGGACGACAACCGUGGCUAGAUCUCGACGAGCUUGGUGGUUGCAAUGGAUCAGUAUCCCGUCCUCAAGCGCAUGGCGGAUGCCAUCUACGGCGAAGUUCUCCUCUGUCGCGACUCUGCCACGUUUGAUAUCGUUGCUGUCAAGAAGAUUCACAUGCACCGAGCAGUCCAGCGCCUCUCGGGCGUCAACACGAACGCGGUAUUGCAUGAAGACGUUCGCUUUGAGCUCGAGGUGAACCAUCGCGUCCAGCUUGCAGGAGGCCACCCGCACAUCUGCCGCCUUCGCCACGACUUCACCUACGACCAUCUUGACGCUACGUCCAAAGUGCCCCAACCGAUUUUAGCCAUGGUGUUCGACUACUGUCCCCACGGUGAGCUCCUCACGACGCUGUCGGAAGCCAAGCAAUUCCCGGAAAUGGUCGCGUUGCGAUACGUCGCUCAAAUCGGUCAAGCCAUCGACUUUUUACACCACCUGCACAUCGCCCAUCGGGACAUUUCGCUGGAAAACAUCCUCUUGGACGGGAACUACCGCGCCAAGCUGUGCGACUUUGGCCUCGCGUGCGACGUCCACACCGUCCAGACGAGCCCGGUGGGUAAACUCCUGUACAUGGCCCCCGAAGUCCUCGCCGGCGAGGAGUACUCGCCCAGCCAAGCAGAUAUGUGGUCUCUUGGGGUAGCUCUCUUCACGAUGGUCGUGGGGCAUUAUCCCUUUCACGAAGCCUCAAUGCACGAUCCGUUCUACAACGUGCACGCUCGUGUCGGCGUGGCUUGUUUGCUGCGAACGCACAGCGUUGGGUACUUGAGUGUCGAGCUGCAAAAUUUGCUGGCCAAACUGCUUCACGUGAAUCCACGCGAACGGUUGCAAUGCCACCAAGUCCUAGCCCAUCCGCUCAUUGAGCCGUUCGUGGACGACGACUUCGACACAACGUCGUUCUCGACUGUAUCUCUGGACAACGACAGCCGCGUCGUUGUCGACUCGCCCAAGUCGGACACGGCAGGAAACGUGCAUGAGCCGCACAAGUACCAAGGCAGCCACAUUCGACUCAAGAAAUCUCCACCAAGUCAAGCGUUCAAUUCGCCGGGAAAGCCAGUACCCCCUGUCAUUCCGGCCGACAUGGACUCGCUUCAACUCGACGAGAAGCUGCUCGCAGUCCCGCUCCAUCGAUCAACUCACACCGCGCUAUCCCAGUCGUCUGUCGGUCCCAGCACCAAGGGUUCGUUCAAGCUCUUCUGGAAGCAAAAGGUCCAGGCAUGGCGACACCGAUGGCGGGGCAAGGUGUAACGCCAAUGUGUAACUGGUAACGAUAUGUAACGGCUACGGGUGUGCACAGUUCCCA
Aphanomyces invadans is the source of this 1443-nucleotide messenger RNA. RefSeq names its product serine/threonine protein kinase. The transcript has a single exon. Lineage: Eukaryota; Oomycota; Saprolegniomycetes; Saprolegniales; Verrucalvaceae. Gene Ontology annotation, molecular function: ATP binding; protein kinase activity. The record is from RefSeq and is a predicted model, not a curated record. Gene Ontology annotation, biological process: protein phosphorylation. Bases 153 to 1388 code for a protein of 411 amino acids.